AUGGACUUCGGUGUGAACGGAAUGUUCCCAAUGUUUCAAAAUCCGCUGCCAUGGCCAGCUAUUCCUUUCACACCUCUAGCGUUCACCCAACCAAAUCUGGUUCUUCCUCCAGUACCGAGUUCUUCAAAUGCAUCUGGAAUUUUGUCAUCAUCAAACACAGAAAUGAAUGGAGGAAUAUCAUCUCUCCUCGACCAAUUCAAAAACUGGAGUUUGAAUGAACAAUCCACCGGUCUCCAACAGAACCCUCAGAUGCCUGUGUUUCAUACGCCUCCAACCACACCAAUUGAAGCACUAGGAUUGGUUUCAUCACUCAAUAAUGGAGCACUCAACGUCACUCCGCACGUUCUGGCACAGCAAUUCAACAUUCUUCUCCCAAUGAUCAAUCCUUGCUUCUUCAACCUUUACGGUUUUGGAAUGGGUAACCAAAUUCAGCAGUUCAACAGCACGCUCAUGACUCCACCGUCCACAUGUAGCCCGGGAUCCCAAAUGGAGUCAUUCCACUCAUUCCAGGAGACCGCGUCUCCAAUUGAACUUUUCAACCAAAACCCCAUCUUGCACAAUCAACGAUCACAGUGUGAAGCCAGCAAUUCAGGAAUGCUGUUCAGAAUGCAAGAAGAUGUCAGAGCAAGCAACCAAGAAAAGUUUCCAUUUAUGGCUGCAAUGACGGUCAACUCUUCUACGUUAAAGAUUGAUGUGAACAAAACCCCAAAGAAGUUUGGGGGUUAUGGGCGCAAACAUAAAUAUGCCAUAAUGGAUAAAAAUGAUGAUGAAACAGACAAACUUCGUCUGGAUCAUUACUGUUGUACAUGGGAAGGCGUUAAAGAGCUCUCUUUCGUUAUCAAUGAAGUCAGGGAUCAUUUACGCCUCAAGCGAAUCAGAUAUGGUGACUUCUCAAUUCUGCUCAAUGCACCUAUUCCUGGCGUAACUGCCAUUGAAGCGGCAAAAUGGUUCCAUCAAUUUAUGCGUCAUCGAGAGAACAUUCCAGGCUUUUCAUUUCUAACACCAGACAAAAAAAUGAUUUUCGAACCAGGCUGCCAAAAUAAGACUGGCGGAAAGGCUUUCUACAACGAAAAGCGUGUAGACGACGUGCUUGCGGCAAUGGAGGGAACUGUAAACACAAAGACUUAUGAGAAACAAGCCAGAAAGACAAGACAGAAACGCUCCCAACAAAUGCAAAAUCGCUAUUAUUGA
Molecule: messenger RNA, 1191 nt
Organism: Caenorhabditis remanei
Lineage: Eukaryota; Metazoa; Nematoda; Chromadorea; Rhabditida; Rhabditidae
Exons: 6
Coding region: 1-1191 (396 amino acids)
Source: RefSeq, a predicted model, not a curated record